UAAACUUAGUAAUAUUACACAAUUUAAUAAACUCAUGGGGCAAAUUACACAAUUUUUUAAGACAAAUAACGAAUUUUAUAAAUUACGCCUUAGAUAAAAUGGCGGGUCCGGACUUCAACCAAAGCCGGUCCAUCCCGGUUCUUUAUCUCUUUUCUCGGUUUGUCUUGUUCGACCAUCAACAUGCUACACACACUGCUCAAAGUUUCUCCAUUUUUUUCCGAUCUCCACCUACAAGAUCGAGAUUACACUCCUUCCAUUGAAUAUCCUCAAAUUCCUAAUUGAUUUGGUUGUGAAAUCUUCUUUUCAUUUGGCAUGCUUUAACCUGUAGGACGCCACACCCACGCGGCAGAUCUUAAAAAAAAGUGAUGGAUUCGCCGCCUUCCCAAUCGCCGGGAAGGUCACCGGAAUCUCCGAUCGGAAAUUCCAAGAGACCGUAUGGUUACAAUAAGACAUCAUCGUUGUCCAAAUCAAUCUCAGAUGCCAGCAGCCAGAGCUUCUCCUCCAUCCUCAACAACCCUAACCCUUCGUCCUCCGUCGUCGGCUGGUGGUCCUCUUCCGCCGCCGUUCCGGUACCCGAGUUCGCUCCCCUGCCGCCGCCGCCUAAACCCGGAUCUGAAAUUACCCGAUCCGAUUUUGUGCCGUACGUAUCCUCCGUCUCGGAUUCUCACUCCCGCUUCGUGGACAUCCUCAGGCAGCACGAUAGGGACCACCAGGGUCAGGACGGUCCUUUCUCCGGGGGAUCCGCCGGAGAGGCGUUGGUGGCGUGCUUGAGGGAGGUCCCCGCGCUGUAUUUCAAAGAGGAUUUCCAGUUGGAGGACGGUGCCACGUUCAGAGCGGCUUGCCCCUUCCGGACAAUGUCGGAGAAUGUUGCAUUGCAGGAGAGAUUGUCGCAGUAUUUGGAUGUAGUGGAGCUGCAUUUGGUCAGGGAAAUUUCACUAAGGUCUAGCUCAUUUUUUGAGGCACAGGUGCAGUUGGAGGAUUUAAGCGCUAAAAUUGUCCAAGGAUGCGGGAGGGUUAGGGAGCUGAAGGAGACAAUCAGGCUUCUAGACUCGGAUUUGGUGGGUUCUGCUAGGAAGGUGCAGGAGCUAAGCAUGAAGAGGGGGGAUCUGUUUGGAUUGCAGAACAAGUUGCGUCUCGUGCUGUCUGUCAAUCAGGCCGUCUCCACUCUUCAGUUACUUGUUGCAUCUGCGGAUUGUCUUGGAGCUCUUGACAUUAUUGAUGACCUGCAGCAUAUAAUGGGUGGCGAUGAACUGAUUGGCUUACAUUGUUUUCGUCAUCUCGGUGAUCAUGUAACAUCUUCUGUAGAGUCAAUCAACAGCAUUCUUUCAGCAGAAUUUAUUCGUGCAUCACUGCGUGAUGCUGGAAAUAUGGAUUCAUCAGGGCUUACCUUAACCUCAAAUGGAAGAUAUGAUGAAGUUAGACUGGAAGAAGAGAGAACGUCCAAUUUUCAUGAUCAGCUUCUCCCUCUCAUCAUUGGAUUGCUUAGAACUGGAAAAUUACCAGCUGUAUUGAGAUUAUAUCGUGAUACACUUGCAUCUGAUAUAAAGACAUCUGUCAAGGUGACGGUUUUGAAUAUGCCACUCGAUUCGGAUUCUAUAUCUGGAGAGGGGAUUGCAGAUGCUGAUGGUGGAGGCUCAUCACUAGGAAGCAAGUUGAAAAGUCUUUCACCUGAUAGCUUUUUGAAACUUUUGGAAGAAAUAUUCAAGAUAGUGCAGACACGCUUAUUGCGGGCUUCUGAAGUUAAACGAGCAAUUGAGUGGAUCAUGGGCAAUCUCAAUGGUCACUAUGCUGCUGCUUCUGUUGCUGCUGCCAUUGCACAUGGAGCAGCGGCUCCUGAAACAGCUCAAGAGGCUGAUGGUCAUGCCAGUUCCUUUUCACCAGAUUCAUCCCAAAAUGCUACUCGAGUGACUUCUAUCCAGGGGAGAGGAUAUGACACUGCAACCACAAAUCUUUCGAGAAAUUUCCGAGCUGAUAUUUUAAGAGAGAAUGCCGAAGCUCUUUUUGCAGCAUGUGAUGCUGCUCAUGGAAGGUGGGCAAAAAUUGUUGGAAUCCGUUCUCAAAUUCACCCAAAACUGAAGUUGCAGGAAUUUCUAGGUGUUUAUAACAUUAGCCAGGAAUUUAUUAGUUCAACAGAGAAGAUAGGCGGAAGAUUGGGAUACAGCAUUCGUGGAACAUUACAAUCACAAGCUAAAUCCUUCAUUGAAUUCCAGCAUGAAUCUCGAAUGGCUAAGAUGCGGGCUCUACUUGACCAAGAAAAUUGGGCUGAAAUAGAUGUACCAGACGAGUUUCAAGCUAUCGUCAAUUCACUGUGUUCUUCAGAUUCUGUGGCUGCUGGGGAGAGCAAUGCUGUUUCCGAGGACACUGCAUCAACUUCUGAUGUGGUACCAAGCAGCGAUGGUUCCUCCAUGAUAGAUGCUGUUCCAUCAAAUCAGUCUCAGAGUAUUGAACAGCCUGAUUCUAACGGGAAUACUGAUUAUAUACCAAACUCUGAAUCAUCACGUGUUGGAGCUGCAGCUGAUAGUGGCAGUUCUGAUGUUAGUACGUCCUCUCAUGGAAACAAUGCCAGUGUGAAAGACCGUGGAAAGUCUGGACUCCGGAUGCUUUAUUUUAGAGGAGUUGGAUAUCACAUGGUAAACUGUGGCUUAUAUUUGGUGAAAAUGUUGUCGGAGUACAUAGAUAUGAGUAAUUUUUUGCCAACACUAUCUGCGGAAGUGGUUCAUCGUGUUGCCGAGAUCUUGAAACUAUUUAAUUCAAGGACUGCGCAUCUUGUCCUUGGAGCGAAUGCCUUACAGGUGUCUGGUUUGAGAUCAAUCACUGCUAGACACUUGGCUAUGGCGAGCCAGGUGAUAAGUUUCACCUUUGCAGUCAUACCUGAAAUUAGGAGAAUUCUCUUGUUUAAAGUUCCGGAGACCUAUAAACCACUUUUGCAGUCAGAGAUCGAUCGAGUAGCAACUGAUUACAAAAAUCACCGGGAUGAGAUUCAUUCCAAGCUGGUUCAGAUAAUGAGAGAACGAUUGUUGGUUCAUCUGAGAAGCUUGCCCCAAAUUGUUGAGGGUUGGAAUAGGUCAGAGGAUAAUGAUUUACAGCCUAGUCAGUUUGCUCGCUCACUUACCAAGGAAGUUGGAUAUCUUCUACGUACGUUAACCAAACACUUACUUGAAGAGGAUGUUCAAGCUAUUUUUGGGCAAGUUGUUGUAAUUAUGCACUCUCAAAUUCAUGAUGCAUAUUCACGGUUGGAGUUGACCUCUCCACAAGCUAAACGCAGUCUUCGCUGUGAUAUUAUGCAUUUACUUGGAUGCAUCAGAUCAUUACCUUGUGAUAGUUCGGGUAAAUCUGAUCAUCCCCCAAACUGGGGACAACUCGAUGAAUUCCUUGAACAAAAUUUUGGCUCUGAAUUGGGCGAAUAGAUUCUUUUUCACCAAAGAAGAUAACUGCUGUAAUUGGUUAAAGACUGACUAUACUCAAAAGACUCAUAUUGUACACAUACAUGUCAUCAAGCGGUAUCAUCCAUCAAUGAGAUUCAAUUGCUGAGGAUUACAGAGUCGUAUAUCAGUCUAAUACACUGUUUAAAAUUGUCCAAGUCAUGAUGCAAACAGGACUAGGUUUGAGGAUAUUCUUUCCUGUAGCAGAUCCUGUAUUAUUUAUCUCUGUUCGAAUUUUUUGAUUCGCGAAAAUAAGUAGAAAAUUGUGCGUUUGCUGGUCUCGCCUCUGGCUUUCAUGCUCGUGGAUAUCUUUUGUAUUGUUAAAUAUAUAGUCCAACGAGUAUUUUGGGUGUUCAUUUCUGAGAUGCGGCCUACAAUUUCAAUUUCAAUUUCAAAUCUGAGUUUGUGUGUUGAAUAUGUUAUUAAGUUUGAGCAUCUUAUUGGGACAUUUUGCAAUGUGCAAAUGUUUUUUAGCUCAUUUUUCACCGUUGGUGCCUGGUGUGCAUGCUUGGUAGCUUUUUCUCUUCG
Striga asiatica is the source of this 3950-nucleotide messenger RNA. NCBI's taxonomy places the organism in Eukaryota, Viridiplantae, Streptophyta, Magnoliopsida, Lamiales, Orobanchaceae. The record is from the annotation of a GenBank genome assembly.